AUGGCGAUCGUCAUCGUGCGCAUCGCGUCGUCGCCGUGCGCGUCGUCGCGUCGCAUCGCGCGCGAACGAGGCGCGGAGGCCAUGCGCGGCGUCGACGCGGUGGACGAUGGGCGACAGCGCGCGUGCGAGCGCGCGGUGGCGCGAUGCGACGAGCGCGUGGUCGCGUUGGCGCGAUUGUGUAAACAGUUCAGAGAUGACGCGCUGCGAGCGAACGAGGCGGUGCGAAAUGAGUUCGUGGAGGCGCUGAGGUCGAAUGGAACGGGAGGCGGGCGCUCGGGGGGUGGUUCCGGCGAAGGGGGGGGGGACGAGGCGGACGCGCGCGGCGGACGCGGAGGCGGAGGCGCGGCGGGAGAGGCGGACGCGGUGCGAGCGAUGUUGGAGGCGUUCGAAUCGCGCGUUGAGGCGAGGAUCGAUCGAUUAGCGACGAUGAUCGGUGAAGCGAGCGCGGUGCGGGCGGAGGAGAGCGCGCGGUUGCGGGAAGAGUUGGAGCGCGAGCGGGCGGCGAGGCGGGCGGCGGAGCGAGCGGCGGAGCGAGCGGCGGAGCGAGCGGCGGAGGAGGCGACGAGGUGGGACGGCGGUAAAUCGGAGCGUCGACGCGAGAGGAACGGUCGGCGUGCGCGGAAGUUCGAUCGCGGCGACGAAACGGCGGAGUUGAGCGAUGCGACGUCGGUGGACUCUGACGUUGAGCGAGCGGAGGAUCGAACGCGAACGAAUGCGAAACCAGAGCUCGAGGCUCGGCGACGGCGACUUCGCGCGCUUUAUCGUGAACUUCAGGAGGUUACGAUGUGA
This is a messenger RNA of Ostreococcus tauri, 789 nucleotides long. RefSeq names its product unnamed product. Bases 1 to 789 code for a protein of 262 amino acids. The record is from RefSeq and is a predicted model, not a curated record. NCBI's taxonomy places the organism in Eukaryota, Viridiplantae, Chlorophyta, Mamiellophyceae, Mamiellales, Bathycoccaceae. The transcript has a single exon.